GCCAUCAUCACCAACUCACUUUCUUCGAUUUCUAUUCUCUGUUCAAACAAAUACCCAAAUAUAUAUAUGAUGGAAUACACAAUUCCUCUCCUCUCGUAGCAGCAAUUCUUCUUCAUCAUCCUCCCCAAUCAUUUUCGAAUGGCUUCGACUGCAAACCCUUCUUCUCUGUGCCACAAACAGACCAUUUCACUCCCUCUCGGCCGCCCGACGUCUCUCCUCAAAUCCCUUUCCUUCACUGAUACGUUUAUUGGGUCUCGGAAUUUCAGCUCCCUCUCUCUCCACUGCUCGUCUAAGCGGCGCCGGUGCAUUUUGGUUUCCGCCAGUUCCACAGCUUCCGUGAUGGACCAGUCGCUCGGUAAAAAAGCUUCGCCUGCGGAUCCAACCAUAGUCAAUGUCGAUUUGGGUGACCGAAGCUACCCGAUCUACAUCGGUUCAGGACUUCUCGAUCAACCUGACCUUUUGCAAAGGCAUAUUCAUGGGAAGAAAGUACUGGUGGUGACAAACACCACCGUUGCACCACUCUACCUGGAUAAAGUUGUUAGUGCUUUAACAAUUGGAAAUCCCAAUGUUUCAGUUGAGAAGGUUAUCUUACCUGAUGGGGAGAAGUACAAGAACAUGGAAACCCUGAUGAAGGUUUUCGAUAAAGCAAUUGAGUCGAGGUUAGAUCGACGAUGUACCUUUGUCGCCCUUGGAGGAGGUGUAAUAGGAGACAUGUGUGGUUACGCAGCUGCUUCAUUCCUUCGCGGAGUGAAUUUUAUUCAGAUUCCGACGACAGUUAUGUCACAGGUGGAUUCUUCGGUUGGUGGAAAAACUGGAAUAAACCAUCCACUUGGGAAAAAUUUGAUUGGAGCAUUCUAUCAACCUCAAUGUGUGCUUGUGGAUACUGAUACAUUGAAUACAUUACCAGAUAGAGAAUUGGCAUCUGGACUUGCUGAGGUUAUAAAGUACGGGUUAAUUAGAGAUUCGGAAUUCUUUGAAUGGCAGGAGAAGAAUAUGCCAGCUUUGAUGGCGAGGGAUCCUGAUAUGCUAGCAUAUGCUAUUAAACGAUCGUGUGAAAAUAAGGCUGAGGUUGUGUCCUUAGAUGAGAAGGAGAGUGGACUGCGGGCGACAUUGAACUUGGGUCACACUUUUGGCCACGCAAUAGAAACAGGUUUUGGCUAUGGAGUGUGGUUCCAUGGGGAAGCUGUUGCAGUUGGCACGGUAAUGGCUGUUGAUAUGUCAUAUCGCCUCGGUUGGAUUGAUGAAUCAAUUGUAAAGAGAGUUGCGAGCAUAUUGAAACAGGCUAACUUGCCCACAUCCCCUCCUGAUACAAUGACAGUUGAGAUGUUCAAGUCCAUUAUGGCGGUUGAUAAGAAGGUAGCUGAUGGGCUACUAAGGCUCAUUCUCUUGAAAGGUCCUCUUGGUAAUUGCGUUUUCACUGGUGACUAUGACAGAAAGGCACUCGACGAAACGCUAAAUGCAUUUUGCAAGUCUUGAGUUGGACAGGUUAUUUCGAAGAGUAUCAGUCUUUUCUUUACCUUUUUUGUUUCUUUGUUACUGUCAUGAAUUGUAUGUUGUAUUUAUAGAUAGGCUUCUCACAACAUAAAAAUGAUUUCCCCGUCAGUUUUAUGGUAAAAACACAUUCGAGAUUGCUUCUGUAAACAAUGUUCCUCAUGAAGGAACCACAUGUGCCUGAGCUUGGCCAAUAAGAGAUUUUAAUGUUUCCUAUGCAA
Molecule: messenger RNA, 1712 nt
Organism: Impatiens glandulifera
Lineage: Eukaryota; Viridiplantae; Streptophyta; Magnoliopsida; Ericales; Balsaminaceae
Product: 3-dehydroquinate synthase, chloroplastic
Exons: 7
Coding region: 139-1476 (445 amino acids)
Biological process (GO): aromatic amino acid biosynthetic process
Cellular component (GO): cytoplasm
Molecular function (GO): 3-dehydroquinate synthase activity
Source: RefSeq, a predicted model, not a curated record